AUGAAGAAAUUUGAUAUAUUGGCCUUAGUGGCUGCAGAAGCAUACCAAGAAGAAGUGAAGAAGAAGAGUACAGAGAACAUCGCUGCCCGGAGGCCUAUCGCCGCAAAUUGGGGUUGUACGUCUAAAAGGACUGAAUUCCGUCAUCCUCGCCGGAAGCCCAAGAUGGUUUCUUCCCCUAACAAUGAUCCUCUUCUUCCAGAAAUUAGCGGGUUGGAAUCAGAACCCGGGAAGGUUGGGUCUUUGAAAUUCAGAAUAAAUUCAAAUAAGAAGAUUCAAACCGUAAACAAUGGCCGGAAAGACGACAUUAUUCCUGAUAAUGUCUCAGGGAAGUACAAGAAGGAUACAGGGAAAACAGAGAAAACAGGAGUUAAUCCCAAUUUCAUGGCUUUUAUUCCGUCCCUGGAUUUACCCUUCAAGAAGAGGAAACGAUGGGAAGAAAAUUGCCCUGAUUUACCCCUCACUAAAAUUCCAACCCUGGAUAUGAACAAAACUCCCAAAAUCAGGAUCCAGAAAAAAUGUAAACACAGUGGCCCUGAUCCAGCUCCUGAUUUGCCUGUUGAAUUCAAGAAGAAGAUCCUGGAAAGAGCCGGAUACAGGGAGGUCGAAUCAGAAGUCCUGGUGAUACAGAAGAGAUUGACAAAAACCGAUGUGAAAGGGCAACAGAAUCGUUUCUCGAUCCCUGCAAAUCAGGUGAAAGGCUUUCCCGACAAGGAAGACAAAGAAUUUCUGAAACAGCGCGAUAAAGAUGGCCACUGUAAGGCUAUUCCAGUUGGGAUUAUUGAGCCUCAGGACAAAGUUCAAACGGUGAAUCUGAGAAGGUGGGAGAUGAAGAAGACGAAGGGGGGCCCGAGUAUUGUGUACGUGUUGAAUGGCGACGGGUGGAAGAAUAUCAGGGAUGGGAAUAAACUCCGAGUUGGUAACCUUGUGCAGUUAUGGAGGGUUAAAAUUGAAGGGAGGCUCUGCUUAAUCUUUGUCAAAGUGGAAGAAAACUGA
Messenger RNA from Oldenlandia corymbosa var. corymbosa, 993 nucleotides. The record is from the annotation of a GenBank genome assembly. Lineage: Eukaryota; Viridiplantae; Streptophyta; Magnoliopsida; Gentianales; Rubiaceae.